Messenger RNA from Uloborus diversus, 3070 nucleotides. RefSeq names its product pre-mRNA-processing factor 6-like (gene Prp6). The record is from RefSeq and is a predicted model, not a curated record. Gene Ontology annotation, biological process: mRNA splicing, via spliceosome; spliceosomal tri-snRNP complex assembly. Gene Ontology annotation, cellular component: U4/U6 x U5 tri-snRNP complex; catalytic step 2 spliceosome. Bases 138 to 2969 code for a protein of 943 amino acids. The transcript has 22 exons. Gene Ontology annotation, molecular function: protein binding. NCBI's taxonomy places the organism in Eukaryota, Metazoa, Arthropoda, Arachnida, Araneae, Uloboridae.
CUUCUUCAAUUCGUGUUGUUUACAUGAAGACAAACAUGCUUAAUUAAUUAAAAUUUUAAACAAUUCUGACAUUUUAAGCUUGUGUAAGAGAUUUCAAGUUUGCUGAUAAGUUUUAAAUUAUCACCAAUCUUCAACAAAUGGCGGCAACUGCCCCAAGUGCCCUGGUGAGCCAGAAGAAGAAACAUUUUAUUGGUGUGCCUGCACCUCUUGGAUAUGUUGCUGGUGUAGGCAGAGGAGCUACUGGUUUCACUACACGUUCUGAUAUUGGUCCAGCAAGAGAUGCAAGUGAUGUUCCAGAUGAUCGCCAUGCUCCUCCUAACAAGAGGAAAAAAAUGCAACAAAAGGAUGAAGAAGAGGAUGAUGAUGAAGAUUUGAAUGAUUCAAAUUAUGACGAGUUUGCUGGAUAUGGCGGAAGUCUUUUUAGUAAGGAUCCAUAUGAUAAAGAUGACGAGGAAGCUGAUGCCAUCUAUGAAGCGAUUGAUAAAAGAAUGGAUGAAAAAAGAAAAGAAUACAGAGAAAUGAAAUUAAAAGUAGAAUUGGAGAAGUAUCGUCAAGAACGGCCAAAAAUUCAGAUGCAGUUUUCGGAUUUGAAAAGAGAUCUGGCUGAUGUUAGUGAAGAUGAAUGGAAGAACAUUCCUGAAGUGGGAGAUGCUCGUAAUAAACGUCAAAGGAAUCCUAGACCAGAAAAGUACACUCCAGUGCCUGAUUCCAUCCUGGCAAAAGCUGGAAUUGGUGGAGAAUCCUCCCUUGAUCCUCUUCAGCAAGGCUAUGGUGGUGGAUUGAUGACUCCUUAUCCUGGUGCUAAUACUCCUGGUGGUAUAAUGACCCCUGGUUGGGCCACUUCUAGCAUGGAUUUGGAUCUCAGAAAAAUUGGGCAGGCCAGAAAUGCUCUCAUGGACAUAAAACUGAAUCAAGUUUCUGAUUCUGUUAGUGGUCAGACUGUAAUUGAUCCGAAAGGUUAUCUUACUGAUUUGCAGUCUAUGAUACCAAUGCAUGGUGCCGAUAUUAGUGACAUCAAAAAGGCUAGACUGUUGCUGAAAAGUGUAAGAGAGACAAAUCCAAAUCAUCCCCCAGCUUGGAUUGCAUCUGCCCGCCUGGAGGAAGUCACAGGAAAACUGCAGACGGCUAGAAAUCUAAUCAUGAAAGGAUGUGAAAUGUGCCCCAAAUCAGAGGAUGUCUGGUUGGAAGCAGCACGCUUACAGCCUUCGGAUUUAGCUAAAGGUGUGAUCUCUCAAGCACUUCGCCAUAUACCCCUCUCAGUCAGGGCUUGGAUCAAAGCUGCAGAUUUGGAAACAGAACUAAAAUCAAAGAAAAAAGUGUUCAAAAAGGCUUUAGGUCACAUUCCAAAUUCUGUUCGCUUGUGGAAAGCUGCUGUUGAAUUAGAGGAUGCUGAAGAUGCCAGAAUUCUGUUGAGCAGGGCUGUCGAGUGCUGUCCGACCAAUACGGACCUUUGGCUUGCAUUGGCGAGAUUGGAGACCUAUGAAAAUGCUCGUAAAGUUCUAAACAAAGCACGUGAGAACAUUCCCACAGAUCGCCUGAUCUGGAUAACUGCAGCGAAAUUAGAAGAAGCAAAUGGAAAUAGUAGGAUGGUGGAAAAAAUUGUUGAUCGUGCCGUGACUUCUCUGCGUGCCAAUGGCGUGGAAAUCAACCGCGAGCAGUGGCUCAAUGAUGCUGUUGAAUGUGAAAAGGCUGAAUCAGUGCUCACUUGUCAAGCUAUUGUAAGAACUGUUAUUGGAAUUGGUGUUGAAGAUGAAGACAGGAAGCAUGCAUGGAUGGAAGAUGCUGAUACAUGUGCUACACAAGGAGCAUAUGAAUGUGCAAGAGCUAUAUAUGCCCAUGCUCUAUCCAUGUUCCCGAGCAAGAAGAGCAUUUGGCUAAGAGCUGCAUACUUUGAAAAGAAUCAUGGUUCAAGAGAAUCAUUGGAAGCCCUUCUACAAAGAGCUGUAGCUCACUGUCCCAAAGCUGAAGUCUUGUGGUUGAUGGGGGCAAAAUCAAAAUGGCUUGCUGGAGAUGUUCCAGCUGCUCGUAGUAUCUUGUCAUUGGCCUUUCAAGCCAAUCCAAAUAGUGAAGAAAUUUGGCUUGCUGCUGUCAAACUGGAGAGUGAGAACAAUGAAUAUGAGAGAGCUCGACGGCUGUUGGCCAAGGCCAGGGCUAGUGCGCCUACAGCCAGAGUGAUUAUGAAGUCAGUGCGUCUUGAAUGGGCCUUGGGAGACCUGAAAAAAGCAAACAUUUUGUUAGAUGAAGGAAUUAAGCAGUAUCCUGAUUUCUCUAAAUUGUGGAUGAUGCGAGGGCAGAUAUUAGAACAGGAGAAUAAAGUGAAUGAAGCCAGAGAUGUGUACAACCUUGGUAUUAAAAAGUGCCCAAGUUCCAUACCCUUGUGGCUUCUUUUAUCCCAGUUGGAAGAGAGGAAUGGUGCUCUAAUUAAGGCACGUUCAGUUCUGGAAAAAGCUCGCUUAAAAAACCCAAAGAACCCACAACUGUUGUUGGAGUCCAUAAGAGUAGAAUUAAGGGCUGGUCUAAAAGACAUAGCUUUAAAUUUGAUGGCAAAAGCAAUGCAAGAUUGUGCCAACAGUGGUAUCUUAUGGGCAGAAGCCAUCUUUCUGGAACCUCGACCACAACGGAAAACCAAGAGUGUUGAUGCCUUGAAGAGAUGUGAACAUGAUCCUCAUGUUCUCUUAGCAGUUUCAAAGUUAUUCUGGUCAGAGAGGAAAACAAGCAAGGCGAGAGAAUGGUUCAACAAGGCAGUAAAAAUUGAUCCUGACUUGGGGGAUGCUUGGGCCUACUAUUAUAAAUUUGAAUUGAUUCACGGAACUGAAGAUCAGCAAGAAGAUGUGAAGAAGCGAUGUGUGCACGCUGAACCAAGACAUGGGGAAAAUUGGUGCAGAGUUUCCAAAAAUAUAAGCAACUGGAGGAAGAAAACGGAACAAAUAUUGGUCAUGGCUGCAGCAUCUCUGAGCAUACCAACAUAACUUUUGUUCUAGAAAAUGUUGUUUAUUUGUACAUAAAAGUCAUAUCACAGCGCAUAAUUAAACUUUGUUUUUUUCAUUUCAUCCUCAUUGUUUCUUGUUAA